GUGGUCACGUCGGCGGGGCGUUGUCUGACUCGGAGUUGUUCGUGGGGUCCGAACCGUCGUCCCAGGACACCGAUCAGGAGGAGUGGGAGGCCGCUGCGGGGCACGGCCCCAAGCCAAAGGGCGGCCCGUGCCAUUAUUCGCCGUAUGGGCGCGGCCAGCUUUUACUGAAUAGAGUUGGGAAGUCUAUCGAUGCCCUCUGUUAUGAAUGCGGCGCAGGCUUCGACAGAUCUUGGAAUAAGAGGAAGGGUGCCAAGCAAGGACGCACAAAGGCCCAAGGAAGGCCCCUCGGGUCUCUCCUUGCUUGGCUGAGCCUGGAGUGUCACGGGGACCCUGAGUGGCACAGCGAGCAGUUCUCGGACGAGGGCUUGCCGCGUUGUCGGCGGAAGGCCGUCCGUCGCGAGGCCAAGGACUCGAGAGAGUUCGACGAGUUCUUUGAUCGGGAGAGGUCACCCAGGGCGUCCGAGUCAGAGGGUGAACCGCAGCACGUGCCGACUCGCAAG
Molecule: messenger RNA, 500 nt
Organism: Prorocentrum cordatum
Lineage: Eukaryota; Dinophyceae; Prorocentrales; Prorocentraceae
Source: the annotation of a GenBank genome assembly